AUGCAACAAUCAAAACAUUCUAAACAUCAUAAUGAUUAUCAACAUCAUCAUCAUCAUCGUCAUCGUCAUCAUCAUCGAUCAAAACGAUCAUCGCCUAUACCGAUCAAUGGUGAUAAUACUGAUCAAUAUUUAUAUCAUAAUGGUUAUCAUCAAACAACUAUUCCAACUCCAAUACCAUUACCAUUAUCACCAAUGAUUCAAUGCUCCGCUUAUUUUAUUCAUCGACUUGACUUAGAUAAUUAUACGGUAAAUACAUUAAGACAAACAGUUGAUAGAAUUGUAUCAGGACCAAAAUCAAAAGGAUUGAAAGUAAAAUUAUCUUUGCCAGAUGAUGGUUUAAUUAUUGAUAAUAUACCUGAUCCAAAUCAAUCAUGGAUGUAUAAAAGAUCUGAAUUAUUAUAUUUUUGGUAUGAUUCACAUUAUUUAAAUAUAGUUGUUAUCAUAACAAAUAAUCGUUCAUCUUAUCAUGCAACUGGACUUUAUUCAGCAUCAAUAUUUCGUUUACGUGGAAAUGAAUCAGUUCAAUUAUUUAUUCAACGAGCACAAGAAUUUUUUGCUCAUUUAUCAGCAUUUCCUAUGUCAAAAAGUAGUUCAAAAAUAUUACCUACACAAGGAAUUUCUGUAGAUAAUUGGAUAACUGAUAAUGGUAAAAUAAAACGUAAAGAUAGAACUAAACAUCAUUCAAUAACAAGAAAAGAACCAGAUAUUGAAUUAACUCGUUCAUUACAAACAAGUCCUGUUCGUGCAACUUCAAGAACAGAAUUUGAACCUGAAAAAUUAAAAACAACAGAUUCAAGUUUAAAUCUAUAUAAUCAUCGAACAUUUAAUGAAACACCAAUGUUAAAUGAUGCACAAAUAGCAAAUUUAAUGAAAUUUGAUAAUAAUUAUAAUCAUAUCAAUGACAAUAAUAUAUUAUCACCAUCAAAUAAUAAUAUUAAUAAUAAUAAUAAUAUUUCAGGUGAUUUAGUUGCUGUAUUAAUACGUGAAUUAAAAGAAUUACGAACUGAAAUAGCUGAAUUAAAAUUCGAAGCAAGAUAUACACCAGUACAUACAACAAUGGCUAGUCCACCAUUUAUUUUUGAUGGUAUAAAAGAAAGUUUAAAUUCAUCACCAUCAUUUGUUAAAUUACGAUUACAUUCAGAUAUUGAUGCUGAAACACAAACUGAUUUUGGUUUAAUGAAUCAUCAACAACAAGAAUUUUCAAAUAAAAAUAAAACUUCAAUAACAAAUACAAAAAAAAAGGAACGUUCAAAUAAAACAAUUAAUAGAUAUAUAUCUUCAAAUAAUAUUGAAACUAAUCAACAAGAUCCAAAGUUGAUGAAUUUUUCUUCAACAAAUGGUUCAUCUAAUGGAAUAAUUUCUUCAUCUACAACACAAGAUGAAUAUCGAACAAAAACAAAUUUAUUAAAACCACGUGGUUUAUUAAGACCAUCUGAAAAUGGUCAUACUCAUUCAAAUAAUUCGAUAUCCUCGAAAAUAUUCGAUAAAAAUCAAAUAAUAUCAAAUUCUAUUGAAGAAGAUUCGUCUUUAAAAAUGACAUCUGUAACUGUUGAGAAAGAAAUACCAAAACUUUUUCCUACGAAAGUUUAUUCUGCUCCAAUCGAUGGAAAAUCUUCAUUAACAAUAAAACAUAGUGAUAUUACAAAUUUUCGUCCAUCUCUAAUAGGUACUGUUACACAUCCGGAACAUUUCUAUGAAAAUAUACCUAUUUCAAUUAAAACGGAUUCAAAUCAAAAUUUUUUUAUUAAUGGUAAUAAUCAAAAAGAAAAAACAUCUCAACUUUAUGUUAAUAUUACUAAUGAUCCUAAUACUGAACUUCAACAACAAUAUCUUACACAAUUAUUUGGAACACAACGUGGAUUAUCAUUACUUCUUCAACGACAAUCAACAUCAUCUAAUUCACCUUCACUUUCAGAAGAAGAUAAUUCUAUAAUACAAGAUACAACAUCAAAUAAUCAUCAAUAUGGUCAACCAGUUGUUUUUGCUAAUUAUUUAACAAAUCCAUUAUUUAAUGUUGAUAAAGAAUUGUUAGCAAAUACAAUAGCUAAUCAAUUUGGUGUUGAUUAUAAUUCACCAUAUUUAUCACAACUUAUUGCAAAUCAACAUUUAUUUGUUACAGAUAAACGUACAUUUGCUAAUAUGAUUUGGCAAAUAACACCUGAAGAAGAAGAAGCUCUAUGUGCAUCACCAAUAACAAUAGCAUCAAAUAUUAUUAUUAAAAAUACAUAUGAUUCAAAUAAUUCAAUAGCUAAAUCUAUAUUAAAAUCAAAUAGACAUUCUCGUUCUAUAUCAAAAAAAUCACGUAUUACUUGGGAUAAUACAUUAGAAUAG
This is a messenger RNA of Rotaria sordida, 2331 nucleotides long. NCBI's taxonomy places the organism in Eukaryota, Metazoa, Rotifera, Eurotatoria, Philodinida, Philodinidae. The record is from the annotation of a GenBank genome assembly.